Ooceraea biroi (clonal raider ant) is the source of this 1453-nucleotide messenger RNA. RefSeq names its product Actin-related protein 6. The record is from RefSeq and is a predicted model, not a curated record. Lineage: Eukaryota; Metazoa; Arthropoda; Insecta; Hymenoptera; Formicidae.
CUUCAAAAUCGGUGAACUAAAACCGCUCGAAAAACAAGUCUGCACAUCCCGGAGUUUGUUUACACACACUCUGCACUGCUUGCAUGUGAAAACGCCGGUGACGCUAUCGAGAUAGUUUAAUGAGCGUUGAAAGCUUCGUCACCGCCGCGCACGUCAAAAUUGUAUUUAAUUGUAUUUCAUUCACGAGAAUUCUCGAAACAUGAGUAGCGGCACUUUUAUUCUCGACAACGGCGCCUACACGGCGAAAGCUGGUUUAUCCAACGAGACCCCCAAACUGGUACCGAAUUGCAUAAUGAAGGCGAAGAGCGAACGACGCCGGCCCUUCGUAGGGAACCAGAUCGAGGAGUGCAGGGACGCGUCUGGGUUAUUCUACAUUCUGCCGUUUCAGAAGGGUUACUUGGUAAAUUGGGACAUCCAGAAGACCGUGUGGGACUACGUACUCUCGAAGGAGUCCUGCUCGGUCAGUUUGAGCCAGCUGUCGGUGAUAGUGACGGAGCCGAUAUUCAACUUCCCAAGCGUUCAGGAAGCCAUGACGGAGAUCUUCUUCGAGGAGUACGAGUGCCACAGCCUGCUGAGGAUAAACGCGGCGAGCCUCUCGUGCUACAAUUACCGGGCGGAGAACCCGGCCAAGUGCUGCAUCGUGGUGGACAGUGGCUACAGUUUCACGCACGUCGUGCCUUACAUCAGCAAUGCGAGAGUGAAGGAAGGGAUACGGAGGAUAGACGUGGGUGGGAAGCUCCUUACCAAUCAUCUGAAGGAGAUCAUAUCCUACCGUCAGUUGCACGUCAUGGACGAGACGUACGUGAUCAACCAGGUGAAGGAGGACUCCUGCUUCGUGUCGCAAGACUUGGUCAAGGACAUGGAGCUGGCCAGGCGCAAGCUGGAGAGCAACACCGUCGCCAAAGAUUACGUUCUGCCGGAUUACACGAGCCUGCGACGCGGAUAUCUCAAGGACCCGGAGCCGCCUAACGAGCAGCAGACGCUGCGCUUGACCAACGAGAGAUUUGCGAUACCGGAAAUAUUGUUCCACCCGUCGGACGUCGGCAUCCGGCAAAUGGGCAUUCCCGAGGCUAUCUUGGACUCGAUCAAGACUUGCAAUGAAGAAAUGUGGCCUCACUUUCUGUCCAACAUUAUUCUCACUGGUGGUAAUGCCAAGUUUCCGGGAUUUAAGGAUAGAAUCCAGAGAGAAGUGCGGAGCUUAGCGCCGGCGGAGUGUGCCGUGAAUGUCCAUCUGCCGCAAAACCCAAUUACUUACGCGUGGCACGGUGGAAAGACACUCUCGCAAGACGCAACAUUUUCUAAUCUUUUGGUAACUAGAGAAGAGUACGAAGAGGAGGGAGCAUCUCUGUGCUUUGAAAGAUUCGACGUAUAACUCCAUCCUUUCUAGUUUCUCGUUAAUAAUUGUAAUAGAAUCUUAAUAAACGCGUACAAAAAUAUGAAUAUUUUCAGAACA